GUACUUGCAGAUUCAAGGAUAUUUAAAGAUAAUACACAAAGCGGAGUAUACGAUUGCCUCUUUCUCUUCCACUUCGUCAUAACAAUCUAAAUGCUUCGUUUAGCCUGCCGAAAGCCUAUCCAGCGUCACUGGGCACUUAAAGCCAACUUUAGCACAACGCAAAAUAGAUUAUUGUCAACGGAUUUCUUUAAAGCGUCAAUUCUAGACUUGCCACUACAAAAUCAGGCUAAACCUCCUACUAGAAUAGGAUUUCACACCAGUGCAUUCGUCAAGCGUCCUCAAGUAGGUUUGGCUGCAGAAAGUACGAAUAGGGCAACGUCAGAGCCACCAAAGCUUCCCUCUUUCUGGUCGCGAGCAACAGAAUUAACGAAUAAGGAGAAAGAGUGGACGGUUUCAGAAGAAGAUGCGCAAAAGCCAAAGAUCUUGAGGCCAGUAUUAUUCUCCAUUGCCGUAGGCGUAACAGCCUUUGCUUGGGCGGCGUAUAUGACGAUCAAGGAUAAUAGAACAGUGGCUCUCACGGUAGAAAGGGAAAAGUACCUAGAUUUUCCUAAAAGAGAUUUUGACAAGGAAGAAUUUACGGAUAAUCUCUUCGAUUUCUCGGAACAAGAAGAAGUUCGUCUAGGGGUAAUCGCUUAUUUUUCAAAACAAUCAGGAGCUGAAGAUAUCUCAUGGGGCGAUCUCAAUGAAACUCAAAUGCGAGCAUUACGAAAGGUGGUGCAUUUGAAAGACAGACAUCCAUUAGGAAUCUUUAAGGGACUAUAUGAGUACAUGGAAACGAAUCGAAGUCUGGCGGUAGAAUUGAUUAAGCCGAUCCUUUUGUUGCCUUCGACGCUUUAUGCGACUUAUCGUUAUGUCCUACCUGUCAGAUUAUCUGAUGAAAAACUGGCCGCGCUACCAAUUUGUGCAAGCAUGGUUUCUAUUGCUCUAGUUCUGAAACUGGGUAAGAAAGGAUUGUUUGGAAAGAGUGUGAAUGGUUUCUUACGCAGGCACAUGAUGCGAACGCCAUCUGCAAUUCGAUUACACACGCUCGUUACUUCAACUUUUUCGCAUACACGUUUCGUCGAUGUUGUCCAAUACUCAGGUGUCAUCUUACUUAUCGGCAGCUCAUAUCUUGAAUUACCAAAAACAUCAAAAGAAGGUAAACCUUUGCAUACGGCCGAAGCCACGACAUUCUAUCACUUCCUCGCCUUCUGUGUGGCUGCGGGAGCUUUCGCCAACGUUUCUUCGCAAAUUUUUUCUCGUAUCUUGCUGCAAAACGUAGGAAGAAAGUAUGGUCAUCAAAUUGCCAAAAAGUUGAUCGGGAGAGCGCCUGAAUCAGGUGCCGGCGGCAUUGCGGGAGCGUUAAUUGGAAAUUACCUUUAUCAUAGUCCAUGUUGGGAAGAAUACUCAAAUAAUGAGAGAAUAACAUUGCACACAGGCAUAGCCUGCGGUAGUGCUAUUCUUCUAAUUUUUGAAGCAGGAGUACUUACGCUUGGGUUCAUCGAUAGAAGGUACCUGGGCGGGAUCGAUCGUGCAGCUCGUUUGGGUGGAGCAGUGUUCGGAUUGAUGUAUGCUCGCUUCGGCAACGCUUUUUGGGAGAGUAUGAAACGUUUCUUUUAUGAUUGCAAUGAACAAUUACUCAUAAAUAUGAAUCAGACUAGCAAAGAACCUCAAAUCUCUACACAACAACCACUUGCUAUCACUGAAGAAAUACCUACUAUCAUGGAAGAAGUCAGACUAGGUUAA
Molecule: messenger RNA, 1725 nt
Organism: Meira miltonrushii
Lineage: Eukaryota; Fungi; Basidiomycota; Exobasidiomycetes; Exobasidiales; Brachybasidiaceae
Exons: 1
Coding region: 91-1725 (544 amino acids)
Source: RefSeq, a predicted model, not a curated record